Mugil cephalus (flathead mullet) is the source of this 1615-nucleotide messenger RNA. Its product is annotated as tripartite motif-containing protein 16-like. Gene Ontology annotation, molecular function: protein binding. The coding region runs from base 2 to 1615 and encodes 537 amino acids. The transcript has 2 exons. The record is from RefSeq and is a predicted model, not a curated record. NCBI's taxonomy places the organism in Eukaryota, Metazoa, Chordata, Actinopteri, Mugiliformes, Mugilidae.
AAUGGAGCAGAAAGGAGUUCAUCUGGACAGAGAAACCUUCUCUUGUUCCAUCUGUCUGGAUCCACUGAAGGAUCCUGUGACUACUCCCUGUGGACACAGCUACUGCAUGAACUGUAUUAAAAGCCACUGGGAUGGAGAAGACCAGAAGAGAAUCUACAGCUGCCCUCAGUGCAGGAAGACUUUCAUACCGAGGCCUGUCCUGGAGAAAAACACCAUGUUAGCAGAGUUAGUGGAGCAGCUGAAGAAGACUGGACUCCAAGCUGCUCCAGCUGAUCACUGCUAUGCUGGACCUGAAGAUGUGGCCUGUGAUGUCUGCACUGGGAGGAAGCUGAAAGCCUUCAAGUCCUGUCUGGUCUGUCUGGCCUCUUACUGUGAGAAACACCUCCAACCUCACUAUGAUGCAGCUCCAUUAAAGAAACACAAGCUGGUGGAGCCCUCCAAGAAGCUCCAGGAGAACAUCUGCUCUCGUCAUGAUGAGGUGAUGAAGAUUUUCUGUCGUACUGAUCAGCAGAAAAGGACUGAGAAGCAGAAGGAGGUGGAGGUGAUGCUACAAAACAUCCUGCAGGGAAUCCAGGAGAGAAAGAAAGAUGUGGAGCUGCUUAGAUGGGAGCUGAAGGCCAUCAAAGACUCUGCUGAUAAAACAGUGAAGGACAGUAAGGAGAUCUUCACUGAGAAGAAAAGAAGCUCUGAUGUGGAGCAGCUGGUCAGAUCCCAGCAGGAAACUGAAGAGAGUCGAGUCAAAGAUGUUGAGGAGAAGCUGGAGCAGCAGAUCACUGAGCUGGAGAGGAAAGGCUCCGAGCUGAAGCAGCUCUUAAACACAGAGGAUCACAACCAGUUUCUACACAACUACCCCUCACUGCCACCACCCAGUGAGUCUACACACUCAUCCAGCAUCAAGAUUCGUCCUCUGAGGUACUUUAAGGACGUGAAAGCAGCUGUGACAGAGACCAGAGAGAAACUACAGGACAUUCUGAGAGAGACAUGGACAAACAUCUCAGUGACAGUGACUGAAGUGGAUGUUUUACUGCCACAACCAGAGCCAAAGAGCAGAGAUGAAUUCUGGAAAUAUUCAUGUGAAAUCACACUGGAUCCAAACACAGCAAACACACGUCUGUUAUUAUCUGAGGGAAACAGAAAAGUAACAAGAAUGAAAAAACCUCAGUCUUAUUCUGAUCAUCCAGACAGAUUCACUGAUUAUUUUCAGGUCCUGAGUAGAGAGAGUCUGACUGGACGUUGUUACUGGGAGGUGGAGUGGAGAGGAGGAGGAGUUUAUGUAGCAGUCGCAUACAAGAAUAUCAGCAGAACAGGGAGGUCAAAUAAAUGUUUAUUUGGAUACAAUGACAAAUCUUGGUCAUUAGAUUGUGACACAAACAGUUACAUAUUUCACUACAACAAAGUCAGAACUGAUGUCUCAGGUCCUGUUCCCUCCAGAGUAGGAGUGUACCUGGAUCACAGAGCAGGUCUUCUGUCUUUCUACAGCGUCUCUGAAACCAUGACUCUCCUCCACAGAGUCCAGACCACAUUCACUCAGCCUCUCUAUGCUGGAGUUUGGUUAGUUGGUCUUUAUUCCAGGAUCUCAAACAAAGUCCAUGGAGAAAAUGUGGAGCUAAGGUGA